Molecule: messenger RNA, 2200 nt
Organism: Lytechinus variegatus (green sea urchin)
Lineage: Eukaryota; Metazoa; Echinodermata; Echinoidea; Temnopleuroida; Toxopneustidae
Gene: mocs2
Product: molybdopterin synthase catalytic subunit-like
Exons: 6
Coding region: 391-831 (146 amino acids)
Biological process (GO): Mo-molybdopterin cofactor biosynthetic process
Cellular component (GO): cytosol
Molecular function (GO): molybdopterin synthase activity
Source: RefSeq, a predicted model, not a curated record
CGCAGCACAGGGAAAGUCCCAUUUUCGUUCACAAACAUGGCAGAGGAUGCAGUCAGCGAUAACAUCGCCGGAGAAAAAGUGGAGGUCACUGUUUUGUUUUUUGCUAAAAGUCGAGACCUUACCGGCACAAAGGAAGCCAAUAUCAGAGUCCAAUCAAAGAUCAAUACCGGAAGCCUUCUGAACGUAUUAAGUGAGAAAUAUCCAAGAUUGUCUGCUAUUCAGGAUUCUAUAGUAUUGUGCAUCAAUCAAGAAUACAUCUCUGCGGAAGGUUCUUUUCAUCUUUCUCCUGGGGAUGAGAUUGCUGUCAUUCCACCGCUUUCUGGAGGCUAACGUAAUCAUUUUUAUCUAACGCCCUAUAUCUUUUUCAGAAGCAAGAAGGAGAAAUUGACUAUGGAUGAUGUAAGAUUGACGACAGAUGUUCUUAAUGUAGAAAAAGCUGUUCAGACGGUCACAGACCCUUCCUGUGGUGCGGUGUCAAUGUUUUUGGGUACAACACGCAACAACUUUGAAGGGAAGAACGUAGUUCGUCUGGAGUAUGAAGCUUAUGAAUCGAUGGCAGAGAAACAACUCAACAAACUCUGUUUAGAUAUGAGACAGAAAUGGGACCUGCACAACAUUCUUAUUCAUCACAGAUUAGGUCAUGUUCCUGUAACAGAAUGCAGUGUAAUGAUUGUGAUAUCAUCACCACACAGAAAGGAAUCCCUGGAGGCAGUACAGUACUGCAUAGAUCAACUCAAAGCUACUGUUCCUAUAUGGAAAAAGGAAAUAUAUGAAAAAGGAGAUGGAUGCUGGAAGGAAAAUAAAGAGUGUUCAUGGGCCAGCAAAUCAUGAUAUGAUUAAAAUGUUUUGUAUGUACUUUUCUUUUUCUACUGCAGAUCAAUCAAACUUCUAAACAUUGAUUGUAUUUAAAGUUUAUUUUAAUGUAAGUGAAUCACACAGGUUCCCGUGUUUGAUAUAUUUUUGUGUGUGUUCUUAGGUUUCCCAUUUUGUAUGUGGGUCUCUGAAAAGGUUCAUCUGAUUGGUGUGUAGACAUGAGAAAAUGUUCUUUUCAUAAUCACGAAAAUCUAACUGUUUUUUUGGUAAGUUUUCGUGAUUGUGGAAAAAAAAGAACAUUUUCUCUUGUGUGUGGGUCUGUUUAAAAAAGUAAUUUCAAUAACCAGUUUUGAUAAUUUUUUUUUGAAUGUGGCUGAAAGGUGCUAUCCACAUUCUUAUCAUUUGUGUUGUUCUAGUCUAGAUUUGUUCGAGUGACUUAAUUGAUAUUCAUGAAAUGAACAUACAAAAGUGUAAUGUGUAGAAAUCAUUACAGGAACAGGGAGAUGAUAUUUUGACAAAUUAAUUCACCUUUAUGGAUGUCAACUAUCAGGUACAAAUAACCUGUUUGGGUGUCACCAUUUCUUGUUAGUGGAAUUUUCUUAUGGGAUCACACUCAAAUAACAGGAACAGAUUGACAAUACAUGUGUCAUGGCCAUGUAUCCACUCAUUAUUUUCUAGGAUCAGUUUAUUCAUUUAUAAGUGCAAUAGAUAGAUUCACAACAGAAAUUCCACAUUAUUCUUAAAUAAUCUUUUAUGUGAUUAUAUGGAGAAGAUUUUUCAAGUAGAUUUUUUUUUAGUAAAAUGAUAUUUUUUUUAUUUUUUGAAAUAAGUCAUCAGUGGGAGAAUAGAAAAUAUAUCUAAUUGAGGGUUGAGAAACAUGAAAUAACUAAUUUGUGUAGAUUUGGUAAUAAACUGAUUAGCACUGCAUCUAAAGAUUGUGAAGGCUAUUAUUAAAGCCAUUAUUACAAUGAACUUUCUUUUGCCUGUAAAGCAAAACAACACCUCGUCCCAUUGCGAUAGCUUUGUAUGGUAGGAAAUUGUUAAAUAUCUCUUCUAAAAAACCUUCUUUUUAGCUAAGACCUUCUGUUUGCCAGCACUCAAAAGGUUUCUCAGGAUACAACAAACUUAAAUGAAUUUAUUAUACUUGGUUGCAUAUAUACAAAGGCUUACGUAGAUAAUUAUAAGAAAACACAGUACAUGGAUGAAUUUCGAUUGAACUUUUUUGUGUGAACAAAAGAUUAUUCUUGUGAAGUGAUUUGAAGUCAUAGAUGAUUAUCAAAUAUAAUCUAUAAUGUCACACAAUGACAUUUAUAGUGAAGAUAUGUUUGUGCCUUAAAUAAGUAUAUUUAUUGAUCUACUACUUGAUUAUAAAAUUGAGUUUUCAAUG